Messenger RNA from Tachyglossus aculeatus (Australian echidna), 1605 nucleotides. It is a transcript of the gene PRR15, whose product is annotated as proline rich 15. The transcript has 2 exons. NCBI's taxonomy places the organism in Eukaryota, Metazoa, Chordata, Mammalia, Monotremata, Tachyglossidae. Bases 272 to 655 code for a protein of 127 amino acids. The record is from RefSeq and is a predicted model, not a curated record.
AGGCCUGGGCGCCCGGGCGCAACGGGCGGUGCCAGCGGCAAUCUCCGCGCCCCACCUCGGCCGGCCGCAGGGGAAUCCUCGGCCUGCACCUGGAGACUCCCAUCCUCGCCCCGGACGCCGCCCCGGCUCCGGGAAGCCGCUUCCCUUCCCUCAAAUCCCCGGGACAAGAAGGAAAAAACUCCUUCCCGGCCAGCUCAGGGCAGCGCCUCCGGACGAAGAAGGAGCGGGCAGCGGAGGGGUCAGCGCCCCUGGCCCCGGGGAGGACGCGGCGAUGGCUGACGGAGGAGGAGGAGAAGGGUCCAGCCUCGCCGGGGGUUCCUCCUCCUCCUCCUGGUGGAAGUCUCUGACGAACAGCAGGAAGAAAUCCAAGGAGGGCAGCGCGGGUCCCCCGCCGCCCCCCGGAGAGCCGGCCUCGCCCAGCCAGGACCGGCCGGCCUGCUCCCGGGAGAACCAGCACCCCAAUUUCCUCGGGGGCGGGGACCCCCACCGGCCCAAUGACAAAGUGACCAACGACAAGCCGGCCGGCAGCCGCCGCAACCUGAAGAUCUCCCGCUCGGGACGCUUCAAAGAGAAGAGGAAGGUGCGAGCCACGCUGCUGACCGACGGCCCCGACGAGGUGGACCCCCCGGCCGCCCCCCGAGAAGAGAGGCCGUAGCCGGACCAGGGGGUCCCCGACCCUCCAGCCACCCCCCCUCUCUGGACCCCAAGGGACCCUGCGGCCGAGACCCCCCUCCAACCCCUUCUUGCCCCACCCACUCAGCCCCCAAGAUUUCACCCCCCUGGAAAUUGAAGUGUCAAUUGAGUUUUCAAUAUUUCAUGAUCCAAGGAUGCAUUAAGUAUUUAUUUGUUGUAAGAGAAGACACCCGCUGUGCUGGAGAUGGAUAUAAUAAUUAUUAUUUUUUUUAAAGACUGCUCUCCUUUUCUACCCCCUCCGGGGCCAAAGGGCUUUUGUUCCGCCACACACUGCUGCGUCAAUGAUGAAUUGAGGCCCCGAUUCGGAACUUUUAGUGGGAAAGAAAAUCAGUGCUGUUUUAAAUACUUGGAAAUGCACUUUAGGGAGUUAUCUCAGUAGCUGAAAAACUUAUCAUGGGUGGCUUUUACUUGGAAAAGUCGGGGGGGAGGAAGGAAUCAUUAUUGGUCAGACACAGGUUUGCUUUUAAUAACUAAGUGCAAAACUGUAAUGCUUGUUUCUUCUGUGGAAAAUUAAAUGCGUGGCAGUAUCAGCCGGGAUGACUUGGGUUUUUUUUUUGUUUUUUUUUUUUUUCAGUUUGCAAGAACGAAAACUUAGGGCAGGUUAGAAAGGUCUUCAGUGUCCCAGAGUUAAUUAUUGGCCACAAAACAUAAAAGCCACCCUAAUCUGCAGUAGGCAGGAGAACACUCUGUAGAGACUAGCAGAAUCAACCAGUUUGCUCCAUUUGUAAACCAGAUUUUAAGAGUGGAGACCCUAAUUCAUUCCCUUUUUAGAUUGUUAGCCCCCAGAGGGACUGGGGUUUUGUCUAAUCCCCACCUGUGUAUUAUAUAUCCCGGAGAUUUAGUGCAGUGCUCUGCACACAGUAAAUGCUUCAUAAAUACUACUACUGCCACUAAAAGUUUUCUUUUACCUUA